Molecule: messenger RNA, 2930 nt
Organism: Zonotrichia leucophrys gambelii
Lineage: Eukaryota; Metazoa; Chordata; Aves; Passeriformes; Passerellidae
Gene: SF1
Product: splicing factor 1
Exons: 13
Coding region: 15-2309 (764 amino acids)
Biological process (GO): regulation of mRNA splicing, via spliceosome
Cellular component (GO): nucleus
Molecular function (GO): zinc ion binding; mRNA binding
Source: RefSeq, a predicted model, not a curated record
GCGGGGGCCGUUCUAUGGCGACCGGGGCGAGCGCGGCCCAGCCCGGCCCCGCUCCCGUCCCCGCCGCCCCCCGCGCCCCCAUGGCCGCCGCCGCUUUCCCUUUCGCGGCUCUGCCGCCUCCUCCGCCUCCUCCUCCGCCGCCUCCGCCACCUCCGCAGCCGCAGCCACCGGCGCAGCCUCCGCCGCCGCCGCCUCCGCCUUCGCAGGCCCCGGGCGGCCCCGCGGCCCCGCAGCCUCCGGGCGGCCCCGCGGCCCCUCAGCCGCCGCCCGCCGCUCCCUACGGGCAGUUCCGCUUCCCGUCGCCGCCGCCCGGCCAUGACCCGCCCGCGGCCCCCGCGGGGGCUCCGCCGGCCGCCCCCGCCGCCCCCCCCCAGCCCGCGGGGGCUCCGCAGCAGCCGCGGCCCGAGGAGGGCGCGGGGGGCGCGGGCACCGGGCCGGGAGAUGCGGGGGGACGGGCGGGAGCCGCGCACAAGCCCCGGAGGGCAGAUUUCCCGCGGAAGCGGAAGCGCAGCCGCUGGAACCAGGACUCGCUGGAGCAGAAGACGGUGAUCCCGGGGAUGCCCACGGUGAUCCCGCCCGGGCUGACGCGCGAGCAGGAGCGCGCCUACAUCGUGCAACUGCAGAUCGAAGACCUGACCCGCAAACUGCGCACGGGAGACCUGGGCAUCCCCCCUAACCCCGAGGACAGGUCCCCCUCCCCGGAGCCCAUCUACAACAGCGAGGGGAAGCGCCUGAACACGCGCGAGUUCCGCACGCGCAAGAAGCUGGAGGAGGAGAGGCACAACCUCAUCACCGAGAUGGUGGCCCUGAACCCCGACUUCAAACCCCCAGCUGACUACAAGCCGCCAGCAACGCGGGUGAGCGACAAGGUGAUGAUCCCGCAGGAUGAGUACCCCGAGAUCAACUUUGUGGGGCUCCUCAUCGGGCCCAGGGGGAACACCCUGAAGAACAUCGAGAAGGAGUGCAAUGCCAAGAUCAUGAUCAGGGGCAAGGGCUCGGUCAAGGAGGGCAAGGUUGGCCGCAAGGACGGGCAGAUGCUGCCGGGCGAGGACGAGCCCCUGCACGCCCUCGUCACCGCCAACACCAUGGAGAACGUCAAGAAAGCCGUGGAGCAGAUCAGGAACAUCCUGAAGCAGGGCAUCGAGACCCCCGAGGACCAGAACGACCUGCGCAAGAUGCAGCUGCGGGAGCUGGCGCGGCUCAACGGGACCCUGCGGGAGGAUGACAAUCGCAUCCUGAGGCCGUGGCAGAGCACCGAGACUCGCAGCAUCACCAACACCACGGUGUGCACCAAGUGCGGCGGCGCCGGGCACAUCGCCUCCGACUGCAAGUUUGCCAGGCCUGGGGACCCCCAGUCUGCCCAGGACAAGGCUCGGAUGGACAAGGAGUACCUGUCCCUGAUGGCCGAGCUGGGCGAGGCCCCGGUGUCCGUGAGCUCCAACGCCGCCCACAACAACAGCCCCUUGUCCAGCAGCCACCGUGCAGCCAGCCAGGCUGGGGGCCAGCCCCCCCCGAGCCGCCCCCCCUGGAUGAGCUCGGCCCCCUCGGAGAGCCGUCCCUACCACGGCCUGCACGGGGGUCCCGGGGGUCCCCACAGCUUCCCGCACCCCAUGGCUGGCAUGGGCGGGGGGCACGGGGGGCACCCCCUGCAGCACACCCCCAAUGGGCCCCCCCCGUGGAUGCAGCCCCACCACCCCCCCAUGGGCGGGGGGCCGCACCCCCCCGGGCACCCCGGGCCCCACCACAUGGAUCAGUACCUGGGAAAUGCGCCGGUGGGCUCUGGGGUCUAUCGCCUGCACCAGGGAAAAGGUAUGAUGCCGCCGCCGCUGGGUAUGCUGCCCCCGCCGCCCCCCCCGCCCGGUGGGCAGCCGCCCCCCCCCUCCGGGCCCCUCCCCCCCUGGCAGCAGCAGCCGCCGCCGCCCCCCAGCAGCAGCAGCACCCCCUUGCCCUGGCAGCAAAAUACGACGACCACCACGAGCGCUGGCAGCGCCUCCCUCCCUCCCUGGCAGCAGCAGGCGGGGGGGGGUGCGGCGGGGGGGGGGGCGGCUUCUUCGGGGGCCCCCCCGCUCCCCGGCAGCCCCUCCAUGGUGCCUUUGCCCCCCGGGGUUCAGCCCCCGCUGCCCCCCGGGGCGCCCCCGCCCCCCCCGCCGCCCCCUGGCUCCGGGGGGCUGAUGUACGCGCCCCCCCCGCCCCCGCCGCCCCCCCCCAUGGACCCUUCUAACUUCGUCACCAUGAUGGGCAUGGGGGUGCCCGCCCUGCCCCCCUUCGGCAUGCCCCCCGCGCCCCCCCCGCCGCCCCCCCAGAACUGAGCCAGCCUCGGGGACACUGCCGACCGCGCGGGGACCCCCCCCCUCGAAAAAUAACAUGGUGGGGAUCCCCCCCCUCAAAAAACACCAUCAGGGGAUCCCCUCCUCAAGGACUGAUUCAUUGUGGGGACCCCCCCUCAAAAACCACCAUCAGGAUCCCCCCCAGGACUGAUUCAUUGUGGGGACCCCCCCUUUCAAAAAAACAUUGUGGGGACCCCCCCUCAAAAAACACCAGGGGAUCCCCUCCUCAAGGACUGAUUCAUUGUGGGGACCCCUCCUCAAAACAUCAGGGGAUUCCCCCCUCUUUAGGACUGAUCCAUUGUGAGGACCCCCCUCCCCUCAGAAACACCAUGGGAUCCCCCCCCAGGACUGAUCCAUUACGGGGAUCUCCCCCAGGACUAAACCAUUGUGGAGACCCCCCCUCAAAAAAAAACCAUCAGGGGAUCCCCCCCCCUCGAGGACCGAUCCAUCAUAAGGAGCUCCCCCUCCCCAAAAAUCGAUGAGGAGCCCCCCCUAAAACACCACAGGGAGCCCCCCCAGAACUGAUGGAUUGUGGGGAGCCCCCCCCUGCCCGCCCCCCGUCCAAUGGGCUGUUCCAUCAGCGGGAGUUCCCUCCCCCCCCCC